Molecule: messenger RNA, 986 nt
Organism: Saprolegnia diclina VS20
Lineage: Eukaryota; Oomycota; Saprolegniomycetes; Saprolegniales; Saprolegniaceae
Exons: 6
Coding region: 34-810 (258 amino acids)
Source: RefSeq, a predicted model, not a curated record
GGGACGGUGACGUGGCAGCGCGCUAGCAGCAUCAUGGCGGUACACCCGCUAAGACCAAGAUGGGGGUUACGCCAACGUCAAAACCGUUGCGGGAAAGGGCGACGAACCAUGUACCGGCGGUCCUUGGAGCCGCAGCCGCUCGACGCGCUUUGGCUGGAGGCCGAGACGGAGGCAUUUGCGCUCAAGCUUGUGGGCCUCGAGCUGCCGACCGAGUCUGCGCCCCGGGGUCCGCCGUCGCUCGGCGAGAUCAACGACCUCGACUUUUAUGCCCUUGCCGACAACGACGACCCAGCACACACUGGCUCAUCCACGUCGUCACCUGAGUCGAUCGAGCAGUGUGACGAGUUGGCUCCUCGCAGCGCCGGUGCGCGGCUCGUGCCAGGCCGUCGACCAAACGGCGCACCAGGCAAGACGGUCGUCGAGAGGGCGUACUCGCAGAUCGACGUCACGCGCGUCCGCGCUGAAAUGCAGCUCGUUGUGAGCCAGCUCCAGCGCGAAAAUGCGGAGCUCAAGAAGCGCCUCAAAGCGAGCGAGGCGCUCGCCAAUCAACAAAAGCAGCAGCUGCACGCCAAGCACAACCUCAAGGUCGCGGCCAAAGACCGCCACGUAGGGCAGCUCAAGGUGCAACUCGAAGCCGAGUCGACUGCCAAGGCCGCGCUCCUUGUCACUGUGGCCGCCCUCGAGACCGACCUCGCCGACGUGCGCUUCGAAAUGCGGAUGAUGGACAAGGCGUAUGCAACCGAGCGCGCGGUGUGGGUUGAGAAGGAGCAGCUUCUACGGUCGUUGAACACGUCAUCGUCGCAUUACUAAACAGCGUUCGUCUAAUGUCUUCAAGGAGCUACGCGUCAGAUUCUAGCCUACGGCGUCGGGGUAAACUUGACUCGGACGUCGUCGUCCGUCAUAAAGCCGGCGCUGACCGCGUUCGGGUUGCCGCCAAAGAGACGUCGCUCCCACGUGUUGAUGUCAAAGUAUAUGUACUGCAGCGC